AUGAACAAUAACAUGAUGAUGGCUUCCAAGACCAAUUCCAUAGCAUUUGGAGUUCCUUCUUUUACAACAUGCCCGUUUGCUAGAACUGGAACUAGAACCUGCUGCAUUCAUGUUCUUGCCAUCCCAAAUGCAAAAUCCAGACACACUAUAUCUCUCAGUCUCAGUUUGUUCAAGAGGAGGAGCUUAGGUAUUUUUCCUAGUCCCACUGAAACAACUCUUGGACAUCUCAACACACCAAUUUCAGCCCUUAAUUCAGGUUUAGAAGCAUCAAUUACAGAUUCCAACGAAAUUUCAGCUAUCUUAACAAAUGCCAAAAUAGUGCUAGAUUCCGAAGAUGAAAAUAAGAUACAACUGAGAGUGGACUUGACUGGUGAUCAAACACAAAAGGUAUUCGAUAGGAUCGUAACAAACUUAAGUCGUACUGCCCCACCAGUUCCCGGAUUUCGCAUGCAAAAAGGAGUCGUUCAGCUGUCUCUAAGACUGAUACCAAAUAUGCAAUCCAAUGAUGAGAGUAGUGGGAAAAGAAAGGAAACUGGAUUGUCAUUUUACUCUUCACAAUUACACUAUAACCUCGUUAGGAAAUGCAUGCAGAUCCCAAAGGACUUCCUUGUUCAGAUGCUAGGGGAAGAACGUGUUAUCAAGUUUGCAAUACAAGAAAUACUCAACUCUACCAUGGCUGAUUAUGUGAAAAAGGCAAGUGAGUUUUACCACUUCGAAAAUAUUGAUGGAGAGGACUUGAAGAUAAGCACUACCCAAACGGUAGAACAACUCCAAAAGUCGUUCACUCCAGGAAAUGACUUUGGGUUCAAUGUUAUAAUGGAACCUGAAAAUUCGGAAGAUUCUAUUUAA
Messenger RNA from Sphenostylis stenocarpa, 849 nucleotides. Lineage: Eukaryota; Viridiplantae; Streptophyta; Magnoliopsida; Fabales; Fabaceae. The record is from the annotation of a GenBank genome assembly.